UGCCAACAUGAUGUGUACAACUUCUUUGGUGCGCUUAACAUGUUUGUUGUCGUCCUGAUGUCUUGUCAACUGUGGUUCGUGUUAGUGCUCCAAACAGGCUCGUUGUGCUAUGGGCCUCUUCCCGUCAGGUGGUUGUCUUUUGUUCCUUCAGGCAGGUCUCAAGUGCCCUCUUUGGUUCUAGCAGUUAAAAAAGUCCUUCUUCACUUUCAUGUUCAAUGUACAUAAUCUAUGGUUGAGUUAUCCUUCUAAUUGGGAUAAGGAAUCCAUGACAGGGCAUCCAGUGCCAAUUAUGGUGUUUGUAAAGUGUAGGAAAAUAUAUCCCCAGCAAUACACCAGUGAAUCGUAACCUGCACAUCCCACACUCUUUCAAUGUAAUCUAACUUGGCUUUACUCUGUACACCCGGGCUC
Messenger RNA from Geodia barretti, 408 nucleotides. Lineage: Eukaryota; Metazoa; Porifera; Demospongiae; Tetractinellida; Geodiidae. The record is from the annotation of a GenBank genome assembly.